AUGCUGUACGCCCUCGUACUUUCGCUGGUCUGCUUUGUUUGCGCCACCACCGCUACGGUCGCCGUCUUUCCGGCUGCUGUGCAGACACAAAUCGUCAACAACUUCAACAGCGUCCGCUCGCAAGCGGCCAGAGGAGUGUUGCGUUGGGCCAACUACACCGUGGACUAUGAUUAUGAGAUUCAGGGAGAGCCAUCUCCAUGGAAUAAGACCUACCCCAAGUCCACAAAACUGUACAGCUUGAAAUGGGACGCCACCCUCGCCACCCAGGCCGUCAACCGCCUGAAGACGUACACUGCAGCCAGCCACAACAUGACCUUUGCCCAGCCGGCCACCUACGGAGAGCUGACCCACGGUGUCAUGUACGGCAUCGCCCCCAACACCUACACGGCCGCUCAGAUGUUCACGAAAGCCUGGACCGGAUCGUGGUUCGGCUGGCUGCAGAGCUUUGGUCUGCCGAAGAUGGCCUACGCCAAGUCUGAUAACCAAUACCAGAAUAUGGCCUAUCAGCUUCUCGCCGGUACCUCCCAAAAAAUCGGAUGCGCCUACCGCAACGGAACUGGGACUGAUAACACCUGGUCGGUGGUAUGCGAAAUGACGCCAAGAGGUCUGACAGCCAAUGUAGCCGUCUACCCAGCCGGAGCCAUCUGCUCAGCUUGUCCAGCCGCCGCGCCGUGCCUCCCGAAGGCCAAGGGACUCUGCGUCCCCAAAGCC
Messenger RNA from Mesorhabditis spiculigera, 711 nucleotides. Lineage: Eukaryota; Metazoa; Nematoda; Chromadorea; Rhabditida; Rhabditidae. The record is from the annotation of a GenBank genome assembly.